This is a messenger RNA of Hypomesus transpacificus, 2927 nucleotides long. It is a transcript of the gene mapkap1, whose product is annotated as MAPK associated protein 1. Lineage: Eukaryota; Metazoa; Chordata; Actinopteri; Osmeriformes; Osmeridae. Gene Ontology annotation, biological process: TORC2 signaling. Gene Ontology annotation, cellular component: plasma membrane; TORC2 complex; cytoplasm. The transcript has 12 exons. The coding region runs from base 100 to 1728 and encodes 542 amino acids. Gene Ontology annotation, molecular function: phosphatidylinositol-4,5-bisphosphate binding. The record is from RefSeq and is a predicted model, not a curated record.
UGGUGGUGGUGGUGGAGGAGGAGGAGGAGGAGGAGAGGGGGAAGAAGGUGAAAGGGAGGAGGACACAAAGCAUUGGACGGAAAACGGGUACUCCAAAGAAUGGCUUUCUUGGACAACCCAGCCAUUAUAUUGGCCCACAUUCGACAGUCCCAUGUGACUAGCGACGACACAGGCAUGUGUGAGAUGGUGCUAAUCGACCACGACGUAGACUUGGAGAAGUGCCAACUGGCCUCAGUGCCCGGCAGCAGUGGCGGGUCGCUGGGGUCGGGCUUCCUGGGCGAGGGAGGUAGUGGCGGAGGGGAAAGCCAAGGCUGUGACCUCUCCCAGUCCAUGGACAUAACCUCCAGCUGGGACUUUGGCAUUCGCCGGCGAUCCAACACAGGACGUCAACAAGGAAGACGAGAAAAACCUGGGGUGGCUGCUCAAAGACUUGAAAGGCUAAGGAAGGAGCGACAGAACCAGAUCAAAUGCAAAAAUAUUCAGUGGAAGGAAAGGUCAUCCUCAAAAUCAGCAGAGGACUUGGGGUCGUUGUUUGAGAAGCGGGACUUCAAGGAUAGGCCCAAGAGCACAGGUACCAAGUCUACCCUGUCACUGCGACUGGAGCAGUGCCCCCAGCAACUCAAUAACCCCUUCAACGAGUACUCCAAAUUCGACGGGAAGGGCCACAUAGGUACAACUGCAACCAAAAAGAUUGACGUCUACCUCUCGAUGCAGUCGGCCCAGGAGAAACUGCAUCCCAUGAUGGUGGUGACCAUCGCCAAUGCCCGCGUCCACGACCUUAUUGGCCUCAUCUGCUGGCAGUACACCAGUGAGGGACGGGAGCCUAAACUCAACGAGAACGUGAACUUGUACUGCCUCCACAUCGCCGAGGACGACGGCGAGGUGGACACAGACUUCCCCCCUCUGGACUCCAAUGAGCCCAUCCACAAGUUUGGCUUCAGCACCCUGGCCUUGGUGGAGAAGUACUCCUCUCCCGGCCUGGCUGCCAAGCAAUCUCUCUUUGUACGAAUAAAUGCUGCUCAUGGCUUUUCCCUCAUUCCAGUGGACAGCCUGAAGGUGACCAUGAAGGAGAUCCUGCAGAAAGCGCUCAAGAAGAGGAAAGGCUCACAGAAAGGUUCAGGUCCCAUGUACAGACUUGAGAGGCAGGCGGAACCCAACGUGGCCGUAGAUCUGGACUGCACCCUAGAGAGCCAGAGCACCCUGGAGUUCUGCUUGGUCAGAGAAAACAGCUCCAGAGGAGAGGAGAGCUCGGAGGAGGACCCUCCCAUCGACAUCACCACGGUUCAGGACAUGUUGAGCAGCCACCAUUACAAGUCCUUCAAGAUCAGUAUGAUCCACAAGCUGCGCUUCACCACCGACGUGCAGCUAGGUGUCUCGGGGGAGAAGGUUGAGAUCGACCCGGUCACCAACCAGAAGACGAGCACCAAGUUCUGGAUCCGACAGAAGCCCAUCUCCAUCGACUCAGACCACCUCUGUGCCUGUGAUCUCGUGGAGGAGAGGAGCCCCAGUCAUGCAAUAUUCAAGCUGACUUAUCUCAGUAGCCACGACUACAGGCCCCUGUACUUUGAGUCCGAUGCUGCUACCGUCAAUGAAAUCGUGCUCAAGGUCAACUACAUCCUGGAGUCGCGGGCGAGCACGUCACGGGCGGACUACUUUGCCCAGAAGCAACGGAAGAUGAGCCGGCGCACUAGCUUCAGCUUUCAGAAAGAGAAGAAGUCUGGCCAGUAGACAGAGAGAGAGAGAGAGACGUACAAAUCAUUUGGAUGACCGUCUUAUCGGUCGGAGCCAGGGACAGAGCGAUGGACACAUGAACAGGGCCUGACGAACUGGCACAGAAGAGGAAACGGGUCCGAAGGAAGAGAGAGAGACGGGGACUUAAAAGAGGAACAUGGAGAGUUGUGAGGGAAGGGCGCAAAGAACAUGUCGCGGAAGAGAGAGGGCGUAAACGAGAGACGCGUACAAAGAGCUUCCUGUACUCCCUCCUCAUAUAAAGGUCUCCAUUCGGCAGCCAUAUCAGAAAAAGGCUCAUCAUAAAAAGGCUCUUCACAGGCGUUUGUCUCUUUAAAGAAUGUCCAAAUCAAAUGUUACAAAGACACAAAGCAGGUCUUAUUUCGAACUGUUGUGAAUGAGACGAAGCUUUAACCCUCAAACACAUACUGUAUAUUGGAGGUGGGGAUUAAGACGGAAAAUGUUGUGUCAAUGUCAGAAUUAUUAUACGAAACCAUGUUUAUCUACUGCCGAUGAAUCAAAUCGACACAUCGCUCUCAGAUGCAUAGAGUUGGCUGGUGACAAACAUCUUUAGCCACUAGGAAGAUGAGACAAAGCAUUUGGAAUUCCCUGCUUCUGCCCUGAUAUAUGUACCCAAAUGUUAACUUUAUCAGACUAUUGGUCCACAUUUACAUGUUAAGGGACAUCCUUGCAUUUUUAUUUGUAUAUAGCAAAUUGAUUCAGGGUUUAAAUCAUUAUGACAACUGCUUUGGCCAUAUUACUUCAGUGCCUGAAACCAUUCUAUAAGGGAGUGGGGGGAGUCAUACUAUUGUCAGUUCUGCUAAGGUAUUAUGAUGAUUUUUAAUAAAAUGGCUAGAAAAAGGUAUUACAAUACCUUAUAAAUGAAAGGAAUCCCUCCAACAUUACUCUUCAACAGCAAGGGUAGAGUACAGAGAUAAAUUCAGAGGGGUACGAACAUCAAAGAUUUUUAUGAUUUGAAACCGAGACAAAAACAAAUGAAAUUAUUACCUGUACUUUUUACUGUGACCUAUAAAUGUUUAUGCAUUUUAUCUAUGGACUGUAAGCUAAUGAAUUAAGCACUGUCUGUUAAACAGAUCCUAAUGUUUGUUCAGACUGUCUCGGCAGUUAGGGAAUGUAUGACAUUUUUACAACAUUUUGUGGAUGUUGUUAAUACAAUGACAUUAUAUGAAUUCAGUUCA